This is a messenger RNA of Sarcophilus harrisii (Tasmanian devil), 2846 nucleotides long. RefSeq names its product leptin receptor overlapping transcript like 1 (gene LEPROTL1). Gene Ontology annotation, biological process: negative regulation of growth hormone receptor signaling pathway; late endosome to vacuole transport via multivesicular body sorting pathway. The transcript is spliced from 4 exons. The coding region runs from base 106 to 501 and encodes 131 amino acids. The record is from RefSeq and is a predicted model, not a curated record. Gene Ontology annotation, cellular component: endosome. NCBI's taxonomy places the organism in Eukaryota, Metazoa, Chordata, Mammalia, Dasyuromorphia, Dasyuridae.
CUCGCUCCCACCCCGCCGGAGGAAGUGCUGUGUUGGGCGCUUCCGGUUGUUGUCUGUCUGGUCGUGUGGCGACUGCGUGGAGGCUCUCGGGGCGUCGGCGCCGCCAUGGCCGGCAUCAAAGCUCUGAUCAGUUUGUCCUUUGGGGGAGCGAUUGGGCUCAUGUUUUUGAUGCUUGGAUGUGCCCUUCCACUAUACAACCAAUACUGGCCCCUGUUUGUUCUGUUUUUUUAUGUCCUUUCUCCUAUUCCAUAUUGCAUUGCAAGAAGAUUAGUGGAUGACACAGAUGCCAUGAGCAAUGCUUGUAAGGAACUCGCCAUAUUUCUCACAACUGGCAUUGUUGUCUCUGCUUUUGGACUUCCUAUAGUGUUUGCCAGGGCACAACUGAUUCAGUGGGGGGCUUGUGCCCUGGUUCUCACGGGCAAUACAGUCAUCUUUGCAACGAUCCUUGGGUUUUUCUUGGUCUUUGGCAGCAAUGAUGACUUCAGCUGGCAGCAGUGGUAAGAAGGAACUUGGUUACCAGACUCUCCUAACGCGAACCUCUUGUCAUUUGGUGGCCAUCCAUGCCAUCCAGAAGCUGGAAGAGAAGAGGAGACAGUCGAGCAGGUCCCAGGUGGCUGGUCUUCUGGGGACAGACUCUACUCGCUGCUGCUGGGUGGGAGAGCAUUUCCACAGUGACUUGCUAAAGGGUUCACAGACUUGUUUUUUUAAAGCUAGGGUGGACUCCUCUGCUUUUCAUGGAGCCCUGCUGAGUUGGGACGUCCAUCUUAAGUGUUGUCCCUGUUCAGUGUUAGCUCCAUUGGCCAUGCCCCUGCCCCCUUUUUAAAGGAAUAAAGCACUACUUGAGUAUGCGAAAGUAAUGCCUGCCCUCCAAAGGCCACGGUCCUGGAAUCUAGGUCCAGUUUAGUCUCCAGAAAUCAUCUUCAAUUCCUAAAUAGCUCCUGUGUUAUAAAAAUGACGUGCUUGUUCAGACAGGAUGACGGUUCCCAUUGCCGAAUAGCCAUGUUGAUGAUGGCACAAGUGGAAGAAAACAUGACAAGUGCCGAAGAAUCCACAGCUGGCCAUACCUCAGUGGGACUGAUAAGUCUUAGUGGCCAGGCCCAGGUUGGGGGUUCUACCCAUGACAGGUGUUUGAGUCAUGAAAGAUUAUUUUUGGAGUUACUCAGAAGGAGUGUUUGUUGCUCCUUUAAUUAUUUCCUCAUUGAACUUCUAUGCUGGAGAUGUGAGAAAAGAGAUCUUUUAUGCCUGGUUUUUAUUUGUGUUUCUUGUGGUUAUAAAUAGAUUGAGCUACAUUGUGGGGAGCAACCAGUGUUGCAAUUCCAUUUUUAAAGGCCUGUUUCUAUUUAUAUGUAAGAUUUUUGAUCUUGUCAGCAGCCUUUCAUGUUUUACUCUAGGUAAGAUGGAUGUUGAUGGCACUACUGAUGAUUAAAAAGUUUUAUGUUUGCAGCAUCUAGAAAAGAAAGCCCUCCCUCUCCCAUGUCCCUUUUAAAAUUUAUUUUAUACAUAGUAUAUCUUAACUAAAAAUACUUUUCAAAUGUAGUUUAAAUAAUACUAAACGACCAGGAUUGCCAUCCUGUGUAGUCAAAGCAUUACAUUUUUUCUCUUUGCAAGUCUUGAAAUGAUUUCUCAAGUGAUUUGUCAGUCUUGCAGCUCUCAUGUUAAUAAUCUUCAUGUUUAGUCGAUGACAAUUGUAGUUUAGUGUUCUGUAAUGUUAGGUCACAUGUAACUUAAUAUUUAAGACAAGUUUCCUGCUUACAUCUUGGCAGUCUGAUAGCCAUCCUGUCAGACUUGCCCCUUCCUUAAGCAUUCAUUUUGUUGUGUAUUCAAUUCAUGUAAUGUCAUUGGCUGCCUCUAUUGCCAUUUUAGACACAAAUCUAACCCACAAAAUGCUCAGCUGCAUAUCUCAUUCUUAACCGAGCUUGAUCAAAUUGUGUAUGUGUGUGAGAAAAACAGAGAGACACAGAGAGAGAAAGUUUACCUUUUGAUGUAUUUGAUGCCUUAGUGUACUAGGCACAUAAUAAUUGUUAAAUUGAAUCUUGAAAAACUUUGAGAUUCAUCAACAACUAUUCUGUUAGUUGGUUUUUUUUUUUUUUGUUGGUUUUGUUUACUCACUGUACUGAUGUAUAUACAUAAAAAUGAGUUCAUUCUUAGACAAUGGUGAAUGAUCAUGAUAGUUACUAUUUGCUUUUUUUUUUUUAUCAAGUUUAUUCCUGAAGGAAGUGGGAACAGAUGUUGGACAUGUUCAGCUUAUUCCUAUAGAUAUAUAAAAUCACCUUGCAUUGUUUUUCUUGCUAGGAAAUGAGCAACAAGAUCAUAGGGACAGCUGACCGAGAGUACACUGUGUACCUAGAAAGUUUUUAUGUGACUCCCUACCAUUGUGGCCCCUUGCCCCUUCAGUGGGGCUGAAAAUUACCUACAAUGUUAAAAUGUGUCUGACCCCUACUAGUCCAAGAAUGCUGAGUAAAUAUGCAUUAGACAACUGUGGAUGUGAUUGAGAACUUGCCAUGCCUUGUGAUCCCCCCACCCAGUCUAUGAAACUUUCCCAUUUUCUGUUAUUCCUCUUAGGUGAUGUCAGGGUGGCUCAUUGCUCCCUCCUGUUUAUUUCCUUGGCCAUACGUCUUUUUUCUACCUGCUGCACACACUUCUUAUAUAUUAAUGGCAGUGGGGGCAGCAGCAUUGUGUCUCAGAGCUUGCUCACUAGGCUUGAUAUAGUGCUGCUGCCACCUCUGGUUUCUAGACUAAGAUACUUAACAUGUGGCUUUUCCAUAAAAUAUGCAUUGAUAGAGCAUUGCUGUCCAAGAGAGGGAAAACUUUUGAUGACAAAACAAUAAAGAUUUUAAGUUCUUGUU